This is a messenger RNA of Penicillium expansum, 1461 nucleotides long. RefSeq lists its product as uncharacterized. The record is from RefSeq and is a predicted model, not a curated record. Lineage: Eukaryota; Fungi; Ascomycota; Eurotiomycetes; Eurotiales; Aspergillaceae. The transcript has a single exon. Bases 1 to 1461 code for a protein of 486 amino acids.
AUGCAGUGCCUAGGUAUUCCCAUUGAUCACCGGCUGCGGUUUAUCAUUCGUGAAGCACCGUCGAUAGAUACGAGUCGGACACACUCUGAGCACGUUCACCUUCUUUAUGAGUUUGGGACAUCCCUCAAAGUUGAUGACAGUGACUAUCCGUUAUAUGACCUGAGUUUUGCCCUUGAAAUGGCGCGACCUGAAUCCAAGGGAGGCGUAUUGAUUGCGUUGUUACAGCCCCAUUCCAAACAAGAUAACUCAGAUGGCUUCUUGGCAGGCAGGCGCGACUGUGCGACUCUCGAAGCUGUAUCCGAUUUGGUGACUGCCGUGAACAAUGCCAAAGUAUGCUUUGAUGAUACUAGCGUGUUUGAUGCUAUACCUCUCCUCGAUGAGGCCGCCACAAGCGCAGAUAUCUCAACUAUCAUUGCAGAUGCGCACGACGUGUUCGCGGAUAUGGUUAGAGUCAAAAAUCCAGAAAUUGUUAUAUGCUGCUUCAGGACAGAGUCCCGGAACACACUUGUUCGACGGCUUUGCAGCCGCGGAGUAGGCUGGAGCUUCCACGAUGAAAAAUCGGCGUCAAACCCAAUUGAGGCAGGACUGUCUUCUAUACGCGUCAAUGCAUUCCAUCCGAGCUAUGCGAUUAAUCACUAUCCGAUAUUUUGCUCUCUAAGGCGACUACUCACUCUAGAGUUCACGAAGGCAUUCGCUCUCUUGAGGCAUAAAUGGACCGAAGAGCCAUGGAUGACGUCGUUGAGAAGUGAAUGCCGUCAGGCGGCAAGAAACACUGCUGAUGGUAAGUCCCCUGGUCUGCUUGUGGCCAUAACGUUUUCAAUUUCAGCUAAAUCUUAUCGUACAGCCAAAGAUGAUCGAAAUGUUUGGAGUGAACAAUAUCUCAGAGCACGCUGGGAAAGUCUUGUUGCGUCCCUGGAAACAAGUUUCGAAAAAUGUUUUUUUCGCGGCAUUGGUGAUACUGGGUCCGAAGAAAUCUAUGAUAAUCUUGCGAGUUCUGGCAUUACUUGGUUAUGCUGCGAUAUUGCUUGGAUUCUAGAAACACUGGGCCCGGCUGGUUAUGAGCGCUUGGAGUUACCGUCGCGAUGCUUGCAUGUUUUCAAAGCCUGGUGCCAAAAAGCCUGGCCAAAGGUUCAACUUCAACACAACUUGAGCGGCUCUGGGGGAUAUUACAGCCAUCUAGAGCUUUUGCUCAUAACAUCAAAUCAACCGAAUUCACUAUCAAAGCAACUCGAGAACAGAUUUUAUAGCCUACUUCGCGAUCUGAAUCUCUCCUAUGAGUGGUCUAGGAGUGAGAGUUUGGCGGACACUUAUGACGCUUUCUCCAACUCAAUUUCGCAAGGAUGUGCAUUUCGGAGGUUUGCAGCUGCUUUUGAAGAUUCAUUGGAAAGUUUUCUGCACUAUAAGUUGUCCCAAAAGAAGCCCGGAAUUCGUCAACAAUUUAGCUCUUUAUCACUCAAUUGA